AUGAAGAAAGCAGGUGUUUUGGGCGCAACCGGAAGUGUUGGCCAACGUUUUAUACUUUUACUAAGCGAUCAUCCAGAGUUUGAGUUGUCUGUUCUCGGAGCUUCCUCUCGCUCUGCUGGAAAGAGGUAUGAAGAUGCCGUCGUCUGGAAGCAAACUGAUCUUUUGCCUGAGUCCGCAAGAAAUAUCAUUGUUCAAGAGUGCAAAGCUGAGGCUUUCAAGGACUGUGACAUUAUCUUCAGUGGGUUAGACGCCGAUUAUGCUGGAGAAAUUGAAAAGGAAUUUGUUUCUAGUGGUUUAGCUGUUGUCUCUAACGCAAAGAACUACAGAAGAGAGGCAGACGUUCCUUUGAUCGUUCCUAUUGUCAAUCCAGAGCAUCUGGAAAUUGUUGAACAGAAAGUUAAGUCUGGACAAAAGGGAUUCCAAAUUUGCAUUUCUAACUGUUCCACUGCUGGGCUCGUUGCUCCUUUGAAACCUCUGGUGGAGAAGUUUGGACCAAUUGACCUCCUGACAACUACUACUUUACAGGCUAUUUCCGGAGCCGGAUUUUCUCCAGGUGUUCCAGGAAUAGAUAUAUUAGACAAUAUUGUACCAUUCAUCAGUGGUGAAGAAGAGAAAAUGGAAUGGGAGACCAGAAAGAUUUUGGGAGGACUCUCCGAGGAUAAGAUGGAAUGCAGACUUGUUAGUGAAGACGCAAUGAAAGUUUCCGCUCAAUGUAAUAGAGUUCCUGUAAUUGAUGGUCAUACUGAGUGCAUUUCCCUGAGAUUCGAACGAAGACCCCCUCCAAGUGUUGAGGCAGUCAAGCAAUGUCUUAGAGACUACGUUUGUGAGGCCAGCAAAUUGGGCUGUCCAUCCGCUCCCAAGAACACCAUUCACGUUUUGGAACAAAAUGACCGACCACAGCCAAGGUUAGACCGUGUACGUGAUAAUGGGUUUGGAGUUAGCGUCGGCAGAAUCAGAGAGGAUCCAGUGUUAGAUUUCAAGAUGGUAGUAUUGUCCCACAACACAAUCAUCGGAGCUGCUGGUUCUGGAGUACUCAUUGGAGAGAUCCUGUUGAAAAAGGGUCUCAUUUAA
Molecule: messenger RNA, 1071 nt
Organism: Komagataella phaffii GS115
Lineage: Eukaryota; Fungi; Ascomycota; Pichiomycetes; Pichiales; Pichiaceae
Product: Aspartic beta semi-aldehyde dehydrogenase
Exons: 1
Coding region: 1-1071 (356 amino acids)
Biological process (GO): L-threonine biosynthetic process
Molecular function (GO): NAD binding; NADP binding; aspartate-semialdehyde dehydrogenase (NADP+) activity
Source: RefSeq, a predicted model, not a curated record